UUCUUCUCUCCUUUACCACAGCUAAUCACAGUCGGAGCCACUGCACAGGGAGUCACAAGUCAAAAUUCCAAAGGCAACUUCUUCUGCAUGUAUUUAGCAGGAGCCAUGGCUGUCACAUUGGCCAUAUACAUAUCAGGAGGUGUCUCAGGAGCACACUUGAAUCCAGCAUACUCCCUUAGCUUGUGUGUCUUGGGCAAAUUUCCCUGGAGAAAACUGCCCCUCUACUGUGUCAUUCAGCUGGUGGGAUCAUUCACAGGAGCCGCAGCUGCCUAUGCUUUGUAUUAUGAUGCCAUCCAGAAUUACACUGGUGGGAAUCUUACAGUCUUUGGACCUAGAGAGACAGCUUCAAUUUUCUGUUCUUACCCAGCAUCAUACUUAAGCAUCAGCAAUGGCUUCCUAGAUCAGGUGAUGGGUACUGCCAUGCUGAUGAUGGGCAUUCUGGCUAUUCUGGACUCUCAAAACAAACCGGUGCCUAAGGGUCUAGAACCAAUUGUAGUGGGCAUGUUGGUAUUUUCUAUUGGUCUGUCGAUGGGCGCUAAUUGUGGAUAUCCCAUAAAUCCAACACGUGACUUAGGGCCAAGGCUGUUUACCUAUGUGGCUGGAUGGGGAGCAGAUGUCUUCAGGGCUGGUAAUUACUGGUGGUGGGUUCCUGUGGUUGCCCCUUGUGUGGGGGCUGUUCUUGGCUCACUUCUGUACCAGGUCUUUGUGCAAAUUCAUCACCCUGUAAAAGAGAGCGAAAAUGAGCAAGGGAAAGAGACAAUAUCUCAGCCUGAGAACAGAAAAGAAAUUCCAGUGUAUACAAUAGACCUAGACAACUCUCUGUGUCAUCGUUUAUGAGAAGAACUGCAAGACAACUGGAUUCUGUUCAUAUAAAAAUAUAGACCCAUUGGUGCGCUAAAACUUUGGUUAGAGAUUAUUCUACAGAACGUUAAAGAGACACUCUAGUCAAAAUUAAACUUUCA
Molecule: messenger RNA, 962 nt
Organism: Bombina bombina (fire-bellied toad)
Lineage: Eukaryota; Metazoa; Chordata; Amphibia; Anura; Bombinatoridae
Gene: AQP10
Product: aquaporin 10
Exons: 5
Biological process (GO): glycerol transmembrane transport; water transport
Cellular component (GO): plasma membrane; basolateral plasma membrane
Molecular function (GO): urea transmembrane transporter activity; water channel activity; glycerol channel activity
Source: RefSeq, a predicted model, not a curated record